Staurois parvus is the source of this 303-nucleotide messenger RNA. Lineage: Eukaryota; Metazoa; Chordata; Amphibia; Anura; Ranidae. The record is from the annotation of a GenBank genome assembly.
UACAGGGAUGACCAGAGACUGCGGACACGGUACAGGAGAUGACCAGAGACUGCGGACACGGUACAGGGAUGACCAGAGACUGCGGACACAGUACAGGGAUGACCAGAGACUGCAGACAUAGUACAGGGGAUGACCAGAGACUGCGGACACGGUACAGGAGAUGACCAGAGACUGCGGACACGGUACAGGGAUGACCAGAGACUGCGGACACGGUACAGGGAUGACCAGAGACUGCGGACACGGUACAGGGAUGACCAGAGACUGCGGACACGGGAUGACCAGGGACUGCGGACACAGUACAGG